AUGCGUUGGUGGCCUUGGUCAAAUCAAGCAGAAGAUCAAACGCAGCAGCAACAACAGCAGGAUAGACCGGGUAGUGAUCGUGUGCUGACGAAUUACUCGCGAGGUCAAAAGAUCCUCUUAGAAGACACUCCACCCAAAUUCGCCGAUGAUUUGUCCAAUUCUCAGUUGGCCAAGAAACAAGAACGGGCUACUUUGAAAGAGGCUUGGGACUCGGUCAGAUGGAGCGAUUUUACGUUGCAGAAGCUGACUUCAAUCCCGUGCUUUAGAGACGCGGGCAUGCUCGGGUUCUCUAGUAUGUUCUUGAUGGGGUCCAUAAUAUUUAUAUACCAUAAGAGCCCGACGAAGGCGAUGAAUUGGGCGAUGAGCUCUCUAAUACUGGGGUCGAUUGUUGGAUGGGAACAAUGUAGGCUAAAAAGACAAAAAAGUUUCCAGAUCGCUCAAUUGGCAAAGGAAACUGUGGCGAAAAAGGAAAGACCGAUGCUUCAUAAUGUCCCUCAUGACCCAUCUUUGCCGGGGCAGUGGGAAGCCGCCAAAAAUGAAAAGCAGAGCCAAUUUGAACAAAGUAACCAGAAUUUAUCGCAGGCUUCCUCCGAAAAAAAAUGGUACAAGUUCUGGUGA
Messenger RNA from Saccharomyces paradoxus, 618 nucleotides. It is a transcript of the gene COX20, whose product is annotated as Cox20p. Gene Ontology annotation, biological process: mitochondrial respiratory chain complex IV assembly. The coding region runs from base 1 to 618 and encodes 205 amino acids. Gene Ontology annotation, cellular component: mitochondrial inner membrane; mitochondrion. NCBI's taxonomy places the organism in Eukaryota, Fungi, Ascomycota, Saccharomycetes, Saccharomycetales, Saccharomycetaceae. The record is from RefSeq and is a predicted model, not a curated record. The transcript has a single exon.